CGUACAAGUGUUGAAUUAUUCAUUAAAAGAAAUUCGUUUGGCAGAACGUUCUUCGCUUCUCUGUAGCAGAGUCGGCUGAGCUCAGAGAGGGAGCCAAUGGAGGAGCCAAAGGUUGUAACUUUGAGCACAGGCACUACGGAGCCUCCCAAGGACCGCCCCGUUCGAGUUUAUGCUGAUGGCAUCUACGAUCUCUUCCACUUUGGUCAUGCUCGUGCUCUUGAACAAGCCAAAAAACUGUUUCCAAAUACUUAUUUGCUUGUUGGGUGCAACAAUGACAAAGAUACUCACAAUUACAAGGGGAAAACUGUCAUGACUGAUAAGGAGCGCUAUGAGUCACUUCGCCACUGCAGGUGGGUUGAUGAAGUUAUCCCCGAUGCGCCCUGGGUGGUUACACAAGAGUUUCUUGACAAAUAUCAAAUUGACUAUGUGGCACAUGACUCUCUUCCGUAUGCUGAUGCAAGUGGUGCUGGGAAGGAUGUCUAUGAAUUUGUAAAGUCCAUUGGGAAAUUUAAGGAAACAAAACGGACUGAGGGGAUCUCUACAUCAGACAUUAUAAUGAGGAUUGUUAAAAACUACAACCAGUAUGUGAUGCGUAAUUUGGACCGGGGAUAUACGAGAAAGGAUUUAGGUGUUAGCUACGUUAAGGAAAAGCGGCUGAGAAUGAAUAGGGGGCUUAAAAAGUUGCAUGAGAAAGUUAAGAAACAGCAAGAAAAGGUAGGAGAGAAGAUUCAAGUUGUGGUGAAAAUAGCUGGAAUGCAUCGCAAUGAAUGGGUGGAGAAUGCUGAUCGAUUGGUUGCUGGAUUUCUUGAGAUGUUUGAAGAACGUUUCCAUAAAAUGGGAACAGCUAUUAGAGAUCGGAUCCAAGAGCGAUUAAGAGGGCAGCAGUUAAUUGGGUUCAUAUGUGACAGAGAAGAUGAAGAUGAUGCGUACUACUAUGAUGACACUGAUGAUGAAGAAGAAUAAUAUGGUGACCAAGGUGAAGCCUUUAGUAAUAUUUAUACAUGCAGUGCUAAUGGUUUGUUAGCAAUGUGUAUUAUACAGAAAGUAAAAUGUUUCAACAGAAAAUGUAACAAAACAUGCUGUAAGCUAAUCUAGUUUGUUUAUCAUAA
Molecule: messenger RNA, 1109 nt
Organism: Mangifera indica (mango)
Lineage: Eukaryota; Viridiplantae; Streptophyta; Magnoliopsida; Sapindales; Anacardiaceae
Product: choline-phosphate cytidylyltransferase 2-like
Exons: 8
Coding region: 97-963 (288 amino acids)
Biological process (GO): CDP-choline pathway
Molecular function (GO): phosphatidylcholine binding; choline-phosphate cytidylyltransferase activity
Source: RefSeq, a predicted model, not a curated record